AAAGUAAGUCCUCUACCCUUUACUCUUGCAAUUUACUUACCUUAUUAUGUCUUUGGUCGGUCCAUGACAUUAGGUUGGUCGAGUCUUGGUCUAUAAACAAUGGGAAGGUCCGACAUUCGAUUCAUGCCUGCACCAAAGGUUGAACUCAAAUCAUGGUGGGAUCGUCUUGGCAAUGAUGGUCAAAGCUAUGUGGAAAGUAGACUUGGUCGCCUUGUUCCCCUCCUUGACAUCGAUGUCCAAAGCGGCGUCAUGCAAGCACUUGCUCAUUUCUGGUGCCCCCAAACAUCAACAUUCAUAUUUGGUGAUAACGGAUCCUCCACGUUCGCCUAUCAUUACACGAUCAAGAGCAAAAAUGGCCGACCAAACCGAAAUGCAUGAUCGUAUGACCGCCAUGGAAAACCAACUCCAGCAGUUGCUCACCUCUAUGCAACUUAUGACAAAUCAAAUGCAAUCCCUCCAAGUGAAUCAGACUCUUGCGCCCACUCUCCCCAAGAUAGUAGUCCCAAAGCAGACGGACAAGGCCCAUAUGGGUGAUGAUGACAUGCCUGAGCUGGAAGAUGACCCAUUGUUCGUCACAGCCGAAAAGGCUAAGCCCGACAAUGUCCCUAAGGCGGAGCAAGAUGAACGCUUCACCAAACUUGAAGAGAAACUGAAACAAUUGCAAGAGUCGCGGAAUUCACUCCCGUUCGACUUGUCGGUUUAUGAGAAAGUCAAAAUGCCGAAGAAGUUUAAGAUGCCGGAGUUCGAGAAAUACGAUGGUACUUCCUGCCCAAAGGCUCAUUUGCAGAUGUACCACAUACGCAUGGCCCAAUACGUCAAGAACGAGCCGCUCAUGAUCCAAUCGUUUCAUGCAAACUUGACUAGGCCCGCACUCAACUGCUCAAAUCACUCCUGCGCCUACAAACAAGGAGUUGAUGAAGUUGUUCGUCAAGACUCUCCCAUCGAAAUGGGGCUAAGGGAUGGAUGGUUCAAUGAACCGACUCAUCAAGGCAAAAGGUUCACCAUGAAGAAAGACAAAGAACCGACCACUGAAAUCAAUGUUGCAUAUGCGCAACCAACCCCUAAUAAGCCUAAGAUGGUUCGUGUCCCUGGGAAUCAGCAAGAUGGAGGCCGAGUGCCUGCACCGCGGCAAUUCACCAAAAGGCAAUUCUCUCCUCUUCCUGGCCCUCUAUCUCAGCACAAGAUCCAAAAUUUGUUGGAUACUAAGGCAUUUUCUUUCCAUACCACCCAACCGAAUGUCAAGAAGAAUCCGUUGCCGGAACAUCAGGGAAACGUGAAUGCAAUCUUUGAGUUCAAUGCUGGCAAAAAGAUGAACUUGAAGGUGUCUGUCAAGCGGAUUAGUUAG
This is a messenger RNA of Eucalyptus grandis, 1345 nucleotides long. RefSeq lists its product as uncharacterized. The coding region runs from base 173 to 1345 and encodes 390 amino acids. The record is from RefSeq and is a predicted model, not a curated record. The transcript has 5 exons. Lineage: Eukaryota; Viridiplantae; Streptophyta; Magnoliopsida; Myrtales; Myrtaceae.